UUACCGGAGGAGCUGAACGGAGACGGAGCGAGCACCGACCGGCAGGUGAAUGAACCGCACACCUACAGAUCUUGACAGCCGCGGCGUCCUCGCUCUCCCAGCCCAGGCAGGGUGCACCGUCCCCGGGCUGAAUUGUGCGCGGACUCGGCCUCUGGUUCCGGAGCUCUGCAGCAUCUCUCGGUGUUUCUCUCGUCGCUUCUCUGCAUGUGUGCAUGAGGACAGUUUUUUUUUUUUUUUCUUUUCUUAUUGCGGGGCUUGUUGAUGUGAGCGCACCUUCUGGAUUGGAGACGAUGCCACCCCCUUCUUCUUGUUCUUGUGCAGAGCUUUUCCUCUGACUCUGGAUGGAUUUCUGAUGGUUUUCUAACCCGCUGGAUUAGGAGAUGGAGUGAUUCACUGCUGGGAACUACAGUGGAAGUAACAGCCUUCAGAACUGCACACACAGACUGGAUUUUCACUCCGAGGUUCCUGUUGGAGGCUUCGACUGCAACUGAGGAGCUUCUCCAUCACUUCUAAUCAGUUUUACCCUCAGUGGGAUUUACAUUCAUGGAUCUGAUGAAAGGAUGCUGCAGGGACCUGAUGAGGGACUGAGCCCCACCUGAACCCCUCCUCCCGUCCUCGUCCUCGUCCCCCUCGCCGCCCUCGCUGUCGCCUCCCAUCAUGAACCUGUUGUGUCGCGGCCGCCUCAAGCUGCUGGUGGCGUCUCUCACGGCCAUCGUCCUGCUCACCUGGCUCUACCUGCUGGCCGGAAACCUGGAGAACGGACGCUCCCUCCUGCUGACCCCCUGCCUGGCCGACACGCCGGCCGCCCAGGUCUUAGAGCGAGCCGUCCUGGAGUCUCGGGUCCGAGAGGUGGAGGAGGAGAACCGGCAGAUCCGGCUGCAGCUCAGCCAAUCGCAGGGCACCGCCGCCCAGUCGCCGGACGGUAACUAUGGCAACCAGCAGUGGGGCGCGUCCGCGGACACGGGGCCGGAGGACGGCGAUAACACGGCAGAGGAGAAGAACAACCACACCGAGUGUCCUCGAUCGCCCACCGUCCAGAAGUGUGAGCUGAUCCAUGUAGCGUGCGUUUGUGCCGGUCACAACGCCAGCAGAGACGUGGUCACGCUGGUCAAGUCGGUUCUCUUUCACAGGAGAAAUCCGCUCCACUUUCAUUUCAUCACCGACACAGUAGCCAAUCGCAUCCUGAGUUCUCUGUUCCAGUCCUGGAUGGUCCCGUCUGUGCAAGUCAGCUUCUACGAUGCAGAUGAACUUAAGUCCGAGGUGUCGUGGAUACCCAACAAGCACUACUCAGGUAUUUACGGCUUGAUGAAGCUGACGCUAACCAAAGCUUUGCCCUCCGACCUGUCGAAGGUCAUCGUCCUGGACACAGACAUCACCUUCGCCACCGACAUCGCUGAGCUCUGGGGCAUUUUUAGGAAGUUCACCGACAAGCAAGUGAUCGGUCUGGUAGAGAACCAGAGUGACUGGUAUCUGGGCAACUUGUGGAAGAACCAUAAACCCUGGCCGGCGCUGGGGAGAGGCUUCAAUACAGGCGUCAUUCUUCUCUACCUGGAGCGACUUCGGCGAAUCGGCUGGGAGCAGAUGUGGCGGCUGACGGCAGAGAGGGAGCUAAUGAGCAUGCUCAGUACAUCGCUCGCCGAUCAGGACAUCUUCAACGCCUUCAUAAAGCAGAACCCGGUCCUGGUUCACCAGCUGCCCUGCUUCUGGAACGUCCAGCUGUCCGAUCACACUCGGUCCGAGCAGUGUUACACCGAGGUGUCCGACCUCAAGGUGAUCCACUGGAAUUCUCCCAAGAAGCUCCGUGUGAAGAACAAACACGUGGAGUUCUUCAGGAACCUCUACCUGACCUUCCUGGAGUACGACGGAAACCUGCUGAGACGAGAACUGUUUGGCUGCCCGAGUCAGGCCAGUCCAGACAGCGUCCAGCUGCAGUCGGCUCUGGAGGAGCUGGACGAGGACGAUCAGUGUUAUGAUUUCCGCCGAGAGCGACUGACGGUGCACCGAGUUCACCUCUACUUCCUGCAGUACGAGUACACGCCCACUGAGGACGACACCGACGUCACACUGGUGGCUCAGCUCUCCAUGGACAGGCUGCAGAUGCUGGAGGCCAUCUGUAAACACUGGGAAGGCCCCAUCAGCUUGGCGCUCUACAUGUCCGACGCCGAGGCUCAGCAGUUCCUGCGCUACGCUCAGGCCUCCGAGGUCCUCAAGAACCGCAAGAACGUGGGGUACCACAUAGUCUACAAGGAGGGCCAGUUCUACCCAGUCAACCUGGUGAGGAACGUAGCCCUGAAGAACGCCAACACGCCCUACGUGUUCCUGACAGACGUGGACUUCCUGCCGAUGUACGGUCUCUAUGAUUACCUCAGAAAGUCCGUGGUGCAGCUGGACAUGGCUCACACCAAGAAGGCUCUGGUGGUUCCAGCUUUCGAGACUCUUCGUUACCGUCUGUCCUUCCCUAAGUCCAAAGCCGAGCUGCUCUCCAUGCUGGACAUGGGGACUCUCUACACCUUCAGGUACCAUGUGUGGCCAAAGGGUCACGCUCCUACCAACUAUGCCAAAUGGCGGACAGCCACCACACCCUACAAGGUGGAGUGGGAGCCGGACUUUGAGCCGUACGUCGUGGUGAGACGAGACUGUCCGGAGUACGACCAGCGCUUUGUGGGCUUCGGCUGGAACAAGGUGUCGCAUAUCAUGGAGCUGGAUGCACAGGAAUAUGACCUGAUGGUCCUCCCCAAUGCUUUCAUGAUCCACAUGCCCCACGCUCCGAGCUUCGACAUCUCCAAGUUCCGCUCCAGCUCGAGCUACCGCAACUGUCUCAACACCCUGAAGGACGAGUUCCACCAGGAUCUAUCGAGGAAGUACGGCUCGGCGGCUCUGAAGUACCUCACCGCCCAGAGGAACAUCUAAACACCGGAGAGAUCCAGCCAAUCGUCGGCCCCGAGAGUUUGGACAUGUAUUGACGCUGCGCUGGGGACCUCGUCACCGCCGACCGCGAACAUGACGGUAAAGCUUUACAGCCCUUUCAAGCAUUCUCGGGCUCCUGUGCGUUAAUUCUCCAGUCGACUCCACCUCAAGGUGACCGAGAUGAAAACCCCGAACAUGACUGCGGAUUUUUCUGAACGCAGGAUUCUGACAGAGCUGAAAGGACGAGCGUGGAUACGGAUGGGAUUAGCUUUAAGGCUGGGAAAUAAUAACCAUAUUCUUACAAUUUGUUGUGACAAUCAGGGCUUUUUCCAGAACUACGAACCAGUCGGUCUGCAUGGAUAUCCGGACAUGACGGGACCCCUUCACUUUGGUGACAAACGUAAGAGAGAAGACUGCAUUUGGGAGGCCAGUCGAACUGGAGAAAGAUUUAAGCCUUAUCACUUUCAUGAUAUUUACUAUGAUAUUUAAUGAUAUUUUCAUUUCUUUCUUUCUUUUCCAGUGUAAAAGCAGAACCAAUGAUAGUGAACAUUUACAAUGUUUUGAUUACGGCUUUACAUAAGAAUCAGUUUAUUUUUCCUUUCUAUAUUUUCUGACCUCUUUAAAAGAAAUCCAUAGUGUCCCAGUCAAAUUAUUUCAGAUUUUCUGUGGGCUUCAGGGAUGUGCUUUGUGUGUAUGUGUGUGUGUGUGUGUGUGUGUGUGUGUGUGUGUGUGUGUGUGUGUGUGUGUGUGUGUGUGUGUGUGUGUGAUCCAGCUGCGUCAUACGUCACGUCUACAACACACUUGCUGCUUGUCGUCAGUGUCAUGCUCGCUUCUGUCUUGCAUGUAAACAGUUGCACUACAUGUUCUUUUCACGUUAAAAAAUAUAAAUUAUUCAUUUCUUCUGCCAUCAUUCAUCCCUCUGAAAGCUGCAAAAAUCUAUAAAUGAUAAUUCGUAUCAUUACCGAUUGGGACCAACACUGGCCCCUGACAGUGAGUUGUUGCUAAAUGAGACGAAGGGCAGGAGCUUGUUUUAUCGUUUUUGAGCCAUUACGUCUAUAGUUUUGUCUGAUUCACUGGAUAUAUGUGCCAUCUACUGUUUUACCCACAAUCCUGUUUUGUUUUGGAAAGUCCAGCUGAAAUUUAAAAAAAUCAUAUUUUCCUGCAGCCAAAUCUCACAUUUACUCUUAAUUGUUUGUAAAAUGGAAGAAACGCCACUUCAGCUUCUAAACUCCGAUUUCUAUGAACCUGAGACCUGGUUAUUAUACUGAGUCCAGUCAAAUACAGGUCGGGUUCAGCUGUGACUAGGUGGUGCAUCCCAAUUAUCACAGAAAUAUUAGCUUGUCGAGAGUCUAUUCAGACUGAAAUAUCUUACAGUCCUUUUCAGCCAGAGUGUGAUUAUUUUUUUGAUUAGUCGAAGUUUUUUGGUCUGCAAAAUAUAAGAAAAAAAGUCAAAAAGAUUGAACAUUGUUGCCCAAAUCCCCAGAGAAAGCCUUUCAAAGAAACUACUCACAUUUAUGAAUCAGAGAAUUAAGACUUCUUUUGUUUUAGAAAAUUAUUCACACUGAUUAAUCUGUUAUCAAGGUCCCAGUGCCAGAUGGCACCACCAAUUCUGUGUUAUUUGAGCUUCACUCUUGUACAGUAGGAGAUAGUAGUGACACAUUGUCCACCUUUAUAUACAGCAAACAUACUGGGCUAUGCAGAGGUAAAGUGUAAAAAUAAACAUUUAUUCCCUUUGAAUAAUGAUUAUUUUGGACUAAAAGACAACACUAGACCUAUAGUUUGCAGAGUUGUAUGAUACAAUGAGAUGCAAAUAUAUUUAAUUUCAGUUGGACUUUAAUAUUCCUAAUUUAAUUGUUGUUAUUGUUUUUUGCUUGGUCUAUCCAACAUUUCCAACCAGUACAAGAUUAUUCUUUAAAUUAAUUACUGAUCAUGCUGCCGUGACAUGUAGUGCUGGUUAUCGGGGAAAUAAUUCCUACUGAUUUGAGUCUGAUCAUAACUGACCAAAACUUUGCCUCCUGACAAACUAUUUGAAAACUGGUCAGCCAAAUUUCUCCACAAUUUGGUGUCAAGGUUGAUAACGAUGUUUCUGACGUCCUUCCCCGUAGCACAGGACAAGAAAAGAAAAAUCUGGGAUGCGAAAUUACAGCUUGUAGCGGCAUCCAGCUUCAGUUUUGUUCCUCUUUCUUGUUUUCCUGUUGAAAAGAUUUGUUGUCCGUUUAUUUUCUUGAUCUCUGCCUGCAUUUGACGGGAAAAAAGGUAAGAGGAAAAGACGUGAAAGAAGAAUCUAGUGUGAUUUCCAUUGAGCGUACGGCAGACACAGGAGUCAGGUACUAAGCGUUGGAUCGUGAGCGAAGGCGUUUGGUGAGGAGUGAGUUUUAUCGGUGCCAUGAAGAGCCCUGCUCCCUCCCCGCUGCCAUCCACGCCGCCUCCAUUGACUUGUUGUUGAUUGUGGUAAAUGCUAGUGCCUUUGCUGUAUUGUGAAACUGGAUAUUGAUUGUACCGUUGUACCGACAGGGCCUGGGGAUAGUCAGGCGCUCUAUUUAUUAUUGUUGACUCAAAUCAAUCAUAUUUUUCUAUGUAAGUGCUUUAAAUAAAUUUGCCCUUUUUUAUGA
Molecule: messenger RNA, 5519 nt
Organism: Amphiprion ocellaris (clown anemonefish)
Lineage: Eukaryota; Metazoa; Chordata; Actinopteri; Pomacentridae
Gene: large2
Product: LARGE xylosyl- and glucuronyltransferase 2
Exons: 16
Coding region: 658-2910 (750 amino acids)
Biological process (GO): protein O-linked glycosylation via mannose
Molecular function (GO): xylosyltransferase activity; glucuronosyltransferase activity
Source: RefSeq, a predicted model, not a curated record